GUGUUGGAAGCAAGGGUGGUAGUAGUCGUCUCUGGAAAGUGAAAAGAAGUCAUUGGCCCAAGAGAAGUAUCCAAGACAUGGAGUAUGAAAGAAGAGGUGGCCGUGGAGACAGGACUGGCCGAUACCGUGCCUCCGACUGCUCCCAAGAUGAGGGAGUAGAGAGCCGAAGUCUGAGAGACCAUGAUUAUCGAGAUAUGGAUUACCGUUCCUACCCCCGCGACUUCAACAGCCAGUUAUUCAAACAUGACUAUGACUCAUCUGAGGAGCAGAGUGCUGAAGACUCUUAUGAGGCAUCUUUAACUUCUGAAACACAGCGUAAGUGGGAUAGCUCUAUUGAGCCACUAGGUUUCCCUGGAGAUGGUAACUACCGGGAUCAGGAUUAUCGGACAGAGCAAGGAGAGGAGGAGGAAAAGGCCAGUAACAUCAUCAUGCUGAGGAUGCUGCCACAGGCAGCUACUGAAAAUGAUAUCCGAAUACAGCUUCAGACUCGUGGGAUCCAAGCUCGGGAAGUGCGACUAAUGCGAAACAAAUCAUCUGGUCAGAGCCGGGGCUUCGCCUUUGUUGAAUUUAAUCAUUUGCACGACGCUACAAGAUGGAUGGAAGCCAAUCAGCAUUUCCUCAACAUACUGGGUCAGAAGGUUUCCAUGCACUACAGUGAUCCUAAGCCUAAAAUUAAUGAGGAUUGGCUUUGCAACAAGUGUGGUGUCCAGAACUUCAAACGCCGAGAAAAGUGUUUCAAAUGUGGUGUGCCCAAAUUAGAGGCUGAACAGAAGCUAGCAUUAGGCAUCCAGCUGGACCAACAGGCAAUGCCUUUGAGUGGCCGAGAGCUGAGCCAAGGCCUGCUGCCUCUACCCCAAUCAUACCAGACACAAAGUAUACUUGCUUCUCAGGUUCUGGCUCAGGGCUCUGAGCCCAGUUCUGAGAAUGCUAAUGACACCAUUAUUCUACGCAAUCUGAAUCCACACAGCACCAUGGACUCAAUUCUAGGGGCUCUAGCACCCUAUGCUGUUCUGUCUUCUUCCAAUGUCCGUGUCAUCAAAGAUAAACAGACACAGCUGAAUCGAGGCUUUGCCUUCAUCCAGCUAUCUACCAUCGUGGAAGCUGCUCAGCUUCUUCAGAUUCUCCAGGCUCUUCAUCCUCCUCUCACCAUUGAUGGCAAGACAAUUAAUGUGGAAUUUGCUAAAGGUUCGAAAAGGGAUGUGUCUUCCAGUGAUGGGAACCGUAUCAUUGCUACUUCUGUAGCUAGUACAGCAAUUGCAGCUGCCCAGUGGGCCAUUUCACAGACAUCCCACGGUGGAGAGGGAAACUGGAUGACUUCAGAGGAGCCAGUAGCCGACUAUAGCUACUAUCAGCAUGAUGAAAGCUAUUGUGGACCAAGAAGUGAAGCCACUUUGUAUGGCCAUAGCAGCUAUAUUAAAAGUGCCAAGACUGUAGGUAUGGCUGCCAGCAAAGGGGACCUGACAGGAAUGGGCUCUGAGACUUCCCUGGAGCCUGGCAUAACUGGUGUAGAUUCCAUGCCACUCAUACACUCUUUCCACCAUGUCCAACCUACUGUCUAUCAGCAGUCAGGUACUGAGGUUGGCAGUACCCAGAAUACAGUAAACAUUAGCCAGGCCCAGUCAUACACAAUUGUGUCUCCUGCUAUUUUGAAGGCAGAGCUUCUGAGCUCAGCUCCAAUUAAUUCUGCAUCAUCAGCUACUGCCAGUCCCUCUGUUCAGGAUUCCUAUGGCCAAUACCCUGUCCCUGAUGUUUCUACCUACCAAUAUGAUGAGACUUCAGGCUACUAUUAUGAUCCUCAGACUGGACUCUACUAUGAUGCCAACUCUCAGUAUUAUUAUAAUGCUCAAUCUCAGCAUUAUCUAUACUGGGAUGGAGAAAGGCGCACCUAUGUACCUGCUCUAGAGCAAGUAGCUGAUGGGCACAAAGAUACAGGGAUCAGUUUGAAAGAAACUAAGGAGAAGAAGGAGAAGCACAAGACCAAGACAGCACAACAGAUUGCAAAGGAUAUGGAACGCUGGGCCCGCAGCCUCAACAAGCAGAAGGAAAACUUCAAAAAUAGCUUCCAGCCUGUGAGUGCCCUACGGGAGGAUGAGCGGCGUGAAUCCGCUACUGCUGAUGCUGGUUAUGCUAUCCUUGAGAAGAAGGGUACACUUGCUGAGAGACAGCAUGCCACUGUGGAGCUCCCAAAACUUACCAGUGAUGAGCGCCUGAGUCCACCCCGGGGACUAGUGGCUGCAUAUAGUGGAGAAAGCGACAGUGAGGAGGAGAUUGAGAGGAGUACUGAAAGGGAGGAGAGGCUCACAGACUGGCAGAAGCUAGCUUGCCUUCUUUGCCGACGCCAAUUCCCUAGUAAGGAGGCUCUGAUUCGCCACCAGCAACUUUCUGGAUUACACAAGCAAAACUUAGAGAUUCAUCGGCGUGCCCACCUGUCUGAAAAUGAACUAGAGGCACUGGAGAAGAAUGAUAUGGAGAUGAAAUAUCGGGACCGAGCAGCAGAACGUCGUGAAAAGUAUGGCAUUCCUGAGCCUCCAGAACCCAAAAAGAAGAAAUUUGGAACCAUGGUUGCCACUUCUUUGGGCCUUGAACAAUCAGCUCAAGAUGGGCUGAGUAGCAACAGUAUUGGUAGUCGCAUGCUGCAAGCCAUGGGAUGGAAAGAAGGUAGUGGAUUAGGCCGUAAGAAACAGGGCAUCAUCACCCCCAUUGAGGCCCAGACAAGGGUUAGGGGCUCUGGCCUUGGCUCUCGGGGCAGCUCUUACAGCAUCACUUCAUCUGAGUCAUACAAGGGAACUCUGCACAAGACCAUGCUGACCCGCUUCAGUGAGGCUGAGUGAGCCCCACCUGGCACCUCCCCACCCCCUUGUUCUCUUUUGGGACAAUCAUCUUGGUUUGGGGAGUAAAUGGUGGAAAAUCACAAA
Molecule: messenger RNA, 2915 nt
Organism: Antechinus flavipes (yellow-footed antechinus)
Lineage: Eukaryota; Metazoa; Chordata; Mammalia; Dasyuromorphia; Dasyuridae
Product: RNA-binding protein 10-like
Exons: 23
Coding region: 78-2831 (917 amino acids)
Biological process (GO): mRNA splicing, via spliceosome
Cellular component (GO): nucleus
Molecular function (GO): RNA binding
Source: RefSeq, a predicted model, not a curated record